Molecule: messenger RNA, 1689 nt
Organism: Fonsecaea nubica
Lineage: Eukaryota; Fungi; Ascomycota; Eurotiomycetes; Chaetothyriales; Herpotrichiellaceae
Exons: 6
Coding region: 1-1689 (562 amino acids)
Source: RefSeq, a predicted model, not a curated record
AUGCCAGUUCCGUUUGGUUUCUCGGUUGGCGACUUCGUGGCUGUGAUGCAGCUCACAAGCAAAAUAAUCUCGUCACUAAAAGGGGCUGGGGGCUCUGCUUCGGAGUACCAACAUGCUGUUGUUGAACUCGAAAGCCUCAAAAGAUUGCUCGAGAGAGUGACAAAACUGACCAUUACCGAAGACAAUGCGGUACAAGUCAAUGCCCUCCGCGGCCUGGCCUUGGCUUGCGAGCCUUGUCUCCAAGAGUUCUACCAAAAGCUCAGGUCUUACGAAGCAUCAAUUGGGCCAUACGCGCCGAGAGGCCGCCUCAAGGGUGCCUUCCACAAGGUCAAAUGGGCUUUUCUGGGAUCGGAAGAAUUCAGCCAAUUCCGCAAGUUCAUUGCGAUGAAAAUCUACAACGUCUUAGCGGAGUAUAUUUCUGACAGGGCUGAAAGUGAAUCUGCUUCAACCAGAGACACACAGGAGCACAUUGCGCACUUUAGCCUCCUCGACGAGAUCACAAAACUCCGAGAAAGCAUGGAAAGACUGGAGCUCGCGAAUCAGCAACCGAGUUCUCAUCUCGACCACGAGGCCAGCCUACGACCCAUACAAGAUAAGGUCGAGGACAUUGCUGAACGAUUGGAGAGCAACCUGACUCCUGUCUCAAGUGCACUGACUUCGGUUGGGAGAGCAGUCUUCGGUUUCCAUAACGUCCUGGGACAGAUUAUAGAUUUCCUCGGCUCCUUCCGGCGAGAGACAAAAGAGGCGCUUCAGAGGAUCAUUCAAACUAAUAUGCAGAUAUAUGCGUUGCUUCUAACGAGUCAGAAUAGUCCCGGACACAGUCCGUCGAUGCUUUCUGACGCUAUUCUCUUCGAAGACGCCCUCGGUAGGAAAGUUUCACUUCCCUAUCAAUGGUUCCGUCACUGGGAGGCUUUCGAAGGCCUCCUCCGCGCCGAAUUCAAGGGCAUCCCUGGUGAGGCCAAAGUGAUCUUCAGUGACUAUGUCGAUGAUCAUCUCCCAGAUUCGCUGGCAGGGUGGGUUGUGCCCGCGCCCAAGUUGCGGAGAGCCGCGUAUCGACCUGGACCACCCACGGGCAUUGGUUACAUGUAUUAUCCGUCAAGAGAGAGACUCGAAGGCAGCACAAAGCGUGUUACUGUCCUGACAGAAGAUGACGAAGUGAUAUGGUCACAGAGCACCCAAGAUCUCGAGGUCUUUGGGGCCAGACCACUUCCUAGAGAUCCAGAGGAAUCGAUGGCGAUCCUGGCGCUAUUGCAAUCCACCGAUACACCGGCUGUGAACGAAGAAAUAUCGUCUCUAAACAACGCAACACAAGCGAGCUCUCACGGUGAAAAGGAGCCAACUUCACACGAGCCAACAGGCGGACCCGACUUUCAAAAACCCAAGGUGGGAAAGACCAGAGCUUCAGACAAGUUACAUUCCGAGUUCGAAACGCCGUUGGACAACUGGCUCGCCCAGACUGAAUCUGUGCACCUCGAGCCCAACGUGUUAUCAAACACCCCGGUAGUAGAUACGACGAGACAGGAUGUGGAGGCAUCCGAGAUUGAGCAUUUCCGACAAGUUCAUAUCAAGCAAUGGACGAAUGACGCUGAUCGCAACAACGACAGAAAGACAGGCGCCGAUGACCUUGAUGGGGAGCGGAAAUCGAUGAGGCAAUCUACCACCGUAACAUCUGCGAUAGGUUCCCCUUGA